Messenger RNA from Nipponia nippon (crested ibis), 1530 nucleotides. NCBI's taxonomy places the organism in Eukaryota, Metazoa, Chordata, Aves, Pelecaniformes, Threskiornithidae. The record is from RefSeq and is a predicted model, not a curated record.
AUGACCCAAGAGCGACUGUGGCAGAUACAAGAUCCAUUGUGGGGAGACCCUCACACCCUCUCGGCUCUGCUUUGCAAUUCAGCUGCAGCUGUUGUGCUACUGAAAUGGCUGGGACGUAGGCAGAUCCAGCAGAGGAUGGACGAGGUGAGGAGGACACGGGAUGUGGCCCUGGAGCAAAUGGAGAAGGCAGCUCACAGGUUUAAGCAAGAGAGCCCAGGCACCCAGACUGCACAUGUCCUCUUGCUGACAAUGGUGGAGCUGGUGGAGAAGCUGAAGGAGGGGUCCCUGUCCCCAGAAAGUGUCCUCUACUCCUACAUUGGCAAAGCUUUGGAGGUGACUCGGGAGGUGAACUGUGUGAUAGACUUCAUUCAUGGCUGUGAGGAUCAGUUCCAGAAACUGAAGAAGCAGAAGGAGAAGGGGCUGCUCUAUGGCAUUCCCAUCAGCAUCAAGGACCAUAUUAGCUGCAAGGGCCAUGUCUCCUCUGGAGGGAUGGUGAAGUUUCUGGGCGAAGUGAAGGAAGAAGACAGUGUCAUUGUCCAGGUUCUAAAGAGCCAGGUAAUCCCCUUCGUGAAAACCAACAUCCCACAGACGAUGAUAAACUAUGACUGCAGCAACCUCACCUUCGGCCAGAUGCUGAACCCUCUCAACCACCAGAAGAGCCCUGUGGGUUCCUUGGGAGGGGAGGGAGCUCUGAUCGCAAGGGGAGGCUCCAUCCUGGGCAUUGGGUUGGCUGUAGCUGGCAGCGUCCACCUGCCAUCCAGCUUCUGCAGAUUGUGUGGGCUCAAACCCACAGGCAACAGGAUCAGCGUGGCAGGGAUGCUGGGGCCAAUGGCAAGAGACGUGGACAGCCUGGCCCUCUGCAUGAAGGCGCUGCUCUGCAAGGAGAUGUUCUGGCUGGACCCCACUGUGCCCGCCAUCCCCUUCAAUGAGGAGGUUUACACCAGUUCAAAGACAUUUCGGAUUGGGUAUUAUGAAGGAGAUGGCUACUUCCAGCCCUCGCCCAGCAUGAAACGGGCCAUCCAGCAGACAAGAAAGCUCCUCCAGGAUGCAGGGCAUAUGCUUGUUCCCUUUGCGCCACCCAAGAUUGACUACAUGGUAGACAAGCUGUUCACCAGAGGAAUUUUCUCGGAUGGUGCUGCUCACCUGGUUUACCGCACUGAAUUCAUUGCUAAAUGGAGGAAGCUAAGGCUGGAUGUGAUUCUUUGUCCCACACUGGGGCCAGCCUUUAACCAUGGCUACGCUGGGAAGCUAUUUGCUGCAACCUGCUAUACCAAUUUAUACAAUGUCUUAAACUUCUCUGCUGGGGUCGUGCCAGUCAGCAGAGUCACAAGAGCCGCCGAAGAAGAACUGAUGCAUUACCAAGGGCACUACGGAGACCCUCAGGAGAAGAGGCUGAAAGAGGCUGUGGAAGGAGCUGUGGGGCUGCCGGUGGCCAUCCAAUGCGUGGCUUUGCCAUGGCAGGAGGAGCUAUGCCUUCGCUUCAUGAAGGAGGUGGAGACACUUGCCCACAGCCUGAAAAGAAAUGUGUGA